Messenger RNA from Zymoseptoria tritici IPO323, 623 nucleotides. RefSeq lists its product as uncharacterized. The coding region runs from base 1 to 327 and encodes 108 amino acids. The record is from RefSeq and is a predicted model, not a curated record. The transcript has a single exon. NCBI's taxonomy places the organism in Eukaryota, Fungi, Ascomycota, Dothideomycetes, Mycosphaerellales, Mycosphaerellaceae.
AUGGCUUGCAAUGCGCCCAAGACCUGGCUCGAACUUGUGCACGCCGCUCAUGUCUUCAUGAAAUCGUUCAAAGCCAAGCCGAACCCUUUGACUGGCUUCGCCGACUUGCUAUCCGCCAGCAUAGACUGCAGAGUCGACUUCUUACCACGCCCUCUUUUCUUGACUCCUGAAGGCUCUGGUGUAACACUCGGAGGUGCAACAAUUGCGGCUGAGGCUGGUUCGGACGGUCGAGCGGCGACGCUUGGAGCGACAGUAUUGCUCUUGGAGGAUGAUCUCGAGAGCUUGCCUGGCACAGACUUUGCCAUCUCGACCGCCGUGGAGGUCUGACAGCGAGAGCACUCCAAACGCAUGCGCUUCACGCCGGGCGGCUGAUUGAGACGAUCCUGGCGAGUCCUCUUGCAAUGUCCUUUGGUGCUCGAAGUAGGUCUCUCACAGUUGUAGCCUGGCAGAAGGAUGACACCGCAACCAGAGCAUGAGAGCGUGUCCUCUGGGUGUUGAGGAGCGGAAUAUUGAGCCGUCACCGUGCCUAGGUAACUCGAAAUUGCUGGCGAAGACACAGCAAGCGAUCGGGCAGCUCUGCGGAGAUGCUCCUGUCGCAUGGUAGCGACUUUUGAGGCUGCCAU